GACGUAGAGCUGACAGAAGGCAGGGGGGAAAUAAACAAGCCUCGCUUUUAUGAAACGGUGGUUGCUACUAUAACCAAGCGCUUAACGGAGUCAAGCUUGGUCCAGAGGCUCAAAGCUCUUGAUAAUCGCUUUUGGCCUGGAGAGCAGGAAGACUGGACUUUGUUUGGCGAACAAGAAGUGCACCGUCUGGCUAAAUCGCUCGGAGAACCAGCCGGGGAGGCCGUGGAGCAGUUUAGAGACUGGAAAUUGCAGGGCACUCCACCGGGCAAAACACUGAAACGGCUAUGCAUAGCAAGUCGCACUUACCUCCCCACGUCUGCUGAGUGCGAAAGAGGCUUUUCCGCUGUGAAUAACACCGACAACCAGAGCCGCAACAGGUUGCGCGAGGAGAGCCUGUCUUCGCUUCUGUUUGUGGACCUAAACGGACCCCCUUUGGACAAAUUCGACCCAGUGCCGUUCGGGAAAAGCUGGAUUAAAGCAGGACAUCGUCUCUCUUCUUCUUGGAAACCAGGACGGCAACGAGAAGAAGUCGAGCCAAGGCAUCUUUGGUCUAUUCACUUAAGGCUCGCGCUCCAGCAUCACUUCCUGACAACAGCAGCGAUGGCGGAGCCCGCAGCAUCGGAUGCGGUGGCCACAGCAGCCUCCACGACCCCGGGCCUCUCCCCGGCAGCCAGCCCGGGAUCAGAGCCUCCCUCCCUGGCUCUGUCUCCCACGGCGGACGGCUCCCAGCGGCUGCUCUUCUCCCACGACCUGGUCACUGGGCGGUAUCGCGGCUCUGUCCGUUUCGGCCUCGUACGGAUGAUCCACGGUGAGGAGGAAUUUAACUCAGACUCGGACCUCGAUGACGGUGGUGGUGGAGGAGGAGGAGGCGGAGAAGGAGUCCCCGGUGGGUCGGACACUGAGAGCGCUGUGGACAUCCCGAGUCGGCCUCUGUGUCGGGGGUUUGUCCGCGUCCAGUGGUACCCUGAAGGAGGAAAGCAGGACAUCAAGGAGACAAAGCUGAAACUUGAAGAUCGAUCCAUCGUCAUCAGAGAUAUCGUGCGGCGAAACAACUCAAAUGAUAACCAGUGUGGUAUUGUGACCAACAUUGACAUCGAGUGUGCGGUGAAACUGGUGGGAACAAACUGUGUUCUGUAUCCAGUGAACAGCAGAGACCUGCAGCACAUCUGGUCUUUUAUGUAUGGAGAUUACAUCGCCUAUGACUUCUGGCUGGGGAAAGUGUACGACCUGACUAAUCACAUCAUCCUCAAGCUCUCCAACGGAGCAAGGUGCUCCAUGAGUGUGGAGGACGGAGCGAAGCUUUACGACGUCUGUCCACAUGUCAGUGACUCGGGUCUUUUCUUCGACGAGGCGUAUGGUUUCUACCCGGGUCAGGUGCUGAUUGGCCCCGCCAAAGUCUUCUCUAACGUUCAGUGGCUGUCAGGGGUCAAACCCGUCCUCAGCAGGAAGUGCAAGUUCAGGGUGGUGGUGGAAGAGGUGAAAGUGGUCGAGCUGAAGGUGACGUGGAUCACGAAGAGCUUCUCCCCCAAAGGUUCAGACAGCGUGUAUCCCCCCCCCUCCAACAUCCCACAGGAGAGUCUCUGCCGGGUGCGUCGUCUAGGAUACUACGACCACACCCAGAGGCAGCUGGGAGAACGGGCCCUGUAUGUGUUCCCCGCCAAGGGGGACGCCACCCGCAUCACCUGUGAAGGACCCGAGGGUGCCCCUGUCCUGCCUGAAGACCCCAUGGCCAGAAAGUUGAAAAGGAUGUUCAAGAAAGAUUCAGGGAAGAAGACGGAGAACGCUGACGCACAAGGGGAGCACAAAUCGGAGCAGGACGACCCGUCUAAUCCCAACAACAACAAUGGCCACGUGGUCCCGGGUCAGAACCCUGCGGACUCCCAGAACCCCAACGACAGCUCGGCUGAACACGGCGAGCAGGACGCUGACGACGAGGCUGCAGAGGACACUGACGAUACCUGCUCUCUGACGUCAUCGGCCAGCUCCACAGCCUCCUCUCAGAGCGGCGGUCUGGGAGCAAACCGCAAGAAGAGCGUCCCUCUCUCCAUCCGGAACCUGAAGAGGAAGCACAAGAAGAAGAGGACCAAGUUCUCCCGCGAGUUCAAGCCUGGUGACCGUUUGUCAUCAACAAAGACCACGUCUGAUGUGAUGUGGAAGGACGGGCGCUUGGAGAAAAAGAUCAGAUCAAACGAGCUCAUCCCCAUCCAGCACCUCGACAGCCACGAGUUUUGUCCCGGGGACUUCGUAGUCGACAAAAGACCCCAAGCCCUCCAGGACCCGGGGGUGUACGGUGUGAUCCAGUCCGGUGAUCACAAAGGCAGAACAUGUGUCGUCAAGUGGAUCAAACUCAACUCCAGCAGCGACGACGUGGAGGUUUUUGGUCUGGAGGAGGAUGUCAGCGUGUACGACAUCACAGAUCAUCCAGAUUUCCAUUUCCGCACCACAGACAUCGUCAUCAGAAUAUGGAACUCAGAGAACGGAAACAACGACUGUGAGAAUGAGACGUCGGUGGGCCAGGUGUCCCGGGUGGAUGUGAGCAGCAAGGUGGAGGUGGUGUGGGCGGAUAACUCCAUGACCAUCGUCCUGCCACAGCACCUCUACAACGUGGAGUCUGAGAUCGAGGAGACGGAUUACGACUCGGUGGAGGAGACGAGCAGCGUGCUGUCCACUGAGGAGUGGGAGGACGAGAGCGACAGCUGGGAGACGGACAACGGCCUCACCACGGAGGACGACAGCCACAUCCACAACACAGACGCCACCGACACAGUGACCCCCACCCCCACCGGCUCCUCAAUGUUCAUUAUCCCCCCUCUAGAGGGAGGCAAAGCUGGGGUCACCAGCCCCUCUAAAGGGGCCACUGGAGAGGAGGGGGAGGCAUCUGUAGCUGCUGCGAGCCCUGCUUCUGCUGGAGGAACCAUUCCAGGAGCAGUGAACGGAGCGGAGAAGCCCGGUAAAGAGGGUUCCUCUCGGGGCUUCAGGGAGCUGAAGGAGGCGCUGAAGAUCCUGGAGAGCCUGAAGAACAUGACUGUGGAGCAGCUCUGGACCGGAGGGUCUCCCACCUCCCCGACUUCCGCUGAACCCGCCUCCACCACCAGCGUAGCGAGCUCAGUGACGCCCACCGUACCAGAGAAGCCGACCAAGGAGAAACGUUUCCUGGACGACAUCAAGAAGCUGCAGGAGAACCUGAGGAAGACGCUGGACAACGUCGCCAUCGUGGAGGAGGAGAAGAUGGAGGCUGUGGUGGAGGCAGGGGGCGCAGGAGCAGCGACAGAGUUGGAGCGAGCGGGAGAAGAGAAGCCUCAGCAGGACCCUCAGACCCCGGUCGGAGGAGGGGAGUGGCCCAGCGAAUUUCUCAGUGACACCCCGGUACUGUGCCAGCAGAGCGGAGGGAAGCCCGGCGUCACCUUCACCAGCGCCAGGGGGGAGGUGUUCUCUGUGCUGGAGUGGGCCCCAGACACACAAUCGUUUUAUAAAAUGGAGUUUCAGCCAGCGGAGGCAAAGAAGUUCUUCAGCACAGUGAGGAAGGAAAUGGCUCUGCUCGCAACGUCCCUGCCAGAUGGCAUCAUGGUCAAAACAUUUGAAGAUCGCAUGGACCUGUUCUCGGCUCUGAUCAAAGGUCCGACUCGGACGCCCUACGAGGACGGUCUGUUCGUGUUUGACAUCCAGCUGCCCAACAUCUACCCCUCGGUGCCGCCUCUGUUCCGCUACCUGUCGCAGUGCAGCGGCCGCCUCAACCCCAAUCUCUACGACAACGGCAAGGUGUGCGUCAGCCUGCUGGGAACCUGGAUCGGAAAGGGCACUGAGAGAUGGACCAGCAAGUCUAGCCUGCUGCAAGUCCUCAUCUCUAUACAAGGCCUUAUCCUGGUCAACGAGCCGUACUAUAACGAGGCAGGCUUCGACAGCGACCGAGGCCUUCAGGAAGGAUACGAGAACAGCCGCUGCUACAACGAGAUGGCCCUGAUCAAGAUGGUGCAGACGAUGACGCAGCUGCUGCAGCACCCGGUGGAGGUCUUCAAGCAGGAGAUCCAGGAGCACUUCGCCUCCAACGGCUGGCGGCUCGUCUACCGGCUGGAGGCGUGGCUGGAGCUGCACGAAGGUGCCGAGCGGGGGCAGGCGGCGCACAUGGCCUCCAAAGCCCACCGACGCUCAUCAGUGGAACCUCUGGACGAGCAGGGGCCCGUAGUGGUGGCCCACAGCAGUCCCAGUAAGCCUGUGGAGGAGGGGGUCGCAGGAAAAGGAGUGACCAGUAUUAUAGAGGAGGAGCUGGAGGACUCAGGGCUGAGCCCCUCCACCACAGCCGCCUCUCAGCAGGAGCUGAGCCAGAACUCAGACUGCGACAGCCAGCAGGGGGUCUCCUCUGCCGACGGGGAGACCAGGACGGGCUCGGUGGUCCGCGGCCCGGCGUCAGAGCCCGCCCCGGCCAGCGCAGGAGGGACGGGCUCUGUGGGAAGCCAGCCGGUGGUCCGACCAAAGAAACGAAGAAAGAGCUACAGGAGUUUCCUCCCGGAGGGCGGCGGGUACCCGGACCUCGGCUUCCCGCUCUUCCCGCUCUCCAAGGGCUUUGUGAAGAGCGUGCGGGGGGUGCUGCUGCAGUACCGCGCCGCGCUGGUCGCCGCCGCCGUCCCCCAGCACACUGAGGACAAUGACUCUUCAGAUGAGUGUGAUGGAUAAAGAGCAGCGGGCCUCACCCAGUUGCACAAACCUGUUGGAGCUGCCCGUCACAGGAACCCUCAUCUGGACGCAGGUAAACAACAAGCUUUUACCAGAGGUCAAAGUUUCUCUUUUGGCCUCAGCAGGACUUUAGUGGAGCUGAUUUGGACGCAUGAAGAACUGAAUGAGAUGGAGAAUCAGUGCCAUGGACUCUCUUCCACCCAGCCCCCAGCAGCAUCCGCCACAUGUGUGGGGAUUUGUUAACCACUCUCUAUCAGCCUGAAAAAUGUUAAGCAGACUUGUUAUUAUUGCUGCAUUUUGGACGAGAUCAAAGAUGGCUGAAAAACUGAAGACCCAGCGCCUCCUGGGGUCUUUCUGUAGCACUACUGGUGUCCUCUCUGCACCGUCCUGCACUACAACACCCAACGGACAGUCUGGUCUGGGAGAGGAGACGCCGUGUAAACACACUGACCAGGAGGACUCUUUUUAAAUAGAAAUCACUGGUUGUACGCUUUCUGCCAAAUGCUCUCUGUCCAAAAACACACACACACACACACACACACACACAAUAUUCAAGUAGAGCAUACUGAAUGUCAGUAAAACUGCCAACCACAACAUCUUCACCACUUCUUCCACUUUAGUGAACUCGCUGGUAUUUUCCUACGCCAAGCACCCGCACUGAACCACGCCACAAACACCGAGUGACAAAGUUUACAUACGGAUCACCUCGUGUGUGUGUGUGUGUGUGUGUGUGUGUGUGUGUGUGUGUGUGUGUGUGUGUGUGUGUGUGUGUGUGUGUGUGUGUGUGUGUGUGUGUGUGUGUGUGUGUGUGUGUGUUGUG
Molecule: messenger RNA, 5491 nt
Organism: Gymnodraco acuticeps
Lineage: Eukaryota; Metazoa; Chordata; Actinopteri; Perciformes; Bathydraconidae
Gene: ube2o
Product: ubiquitin-conjugating enzyme E2O
Source: RefSeq, a predicted model, not a curated record